UCAGCGGCCCUCAUCCGAUGGCGUCACGAGUAAUUACGCAGUUAAGUGAUUGACUUGAUAUGUUGGUACUUUUUCGUUUACUGUGAAAGCUUUAAUUAUCAUGCACCUUAGCCCGGUUUGUUAAGAUGGUUCUACGAGCAGAAACAGUAUUCAUGUUUCAGAAGAUCAUCUCAACGUUGUGUUUCUCACUCCUCGUACUCGUGCUAUGGUCAUCUGCCGAGGGACAUGUCUGCCCUCAAGGGACAUGUUACGCAGGGUCCUUCUCAAGAAAGGAGCACGUGAACAAGGGACGUUAUCUGUUGGGGUCCUCGUACAGGAACCUCAGCUCAGUGGCGGGUCCUCAGGCGUGUCACUCGGCGUGUGUAGGCGACUGUCGGUGUCGAGCGUUCCAGAUGUCGGGCAAGCGAUGCGAACUGCUUGAUGAAGACAAGGAUUCGGUGCCGAGCAGUAGAUUUGGCUCUGAUGAAAGCUACGAGUACUAUGAUCUCCAACAAAGAAUAGUCAAAGCGACAUCGUUACUCAACGCUCCCGCAGACUGUGGUAACGGAUGCUGCGCCCAGCACAAAUGCCUGAAUGGUGGGACAUGUGUCGAGCGCUGCAAAGAUCCAAAACUCAAGUUUUCUUGCAAUUGCCGCCCACCCUGGAGCGGGAGGUUUUGUGGGAAACGCGUGUACAGUUCAUGUUGGGAAAAGCACGCAUUCGCAACCCACAACGGCGAAAACCUAAUUGAUGGACUGUACACUCUUCGUACAAGCAACGGAGAGGAAUUUCUUACUUAUUGCCUAUUUACGUCAGCGGUAGUUUGGACCCUGAUCGAAUCAUUUGCAUUCAGAUACCGAGAAGAGUUCAAGGACAAGCCAUUUUUCGUAAACUACACACUUCCAUAUAACCCAUCUCAACCAAUAUGGGAGAAAUUCCGACUUUCCCGUGAUGCCAUGCUCCACGUAAGGGCGAAUUCAUCUCGUUUCAAAAGUGAAUGCGCUUAUAACAAGCGAGAUCAAAUAACAGGCUUUCCAAAAGAUAGCAUAUUAGCAGAUUUGUCAGAAUAUGACAUCAUGCAACAUACUGAGAAGUCUGGAUCGUGUGUUACACUUGAAACGGCUUUCAUCCGUGGCCAAGAAUGUUCGUCUACACCAUGUACAGUUUCUGCGUGGCAUAUAAAGAAUCAUCAUCUACAUUUUGACACGACAUCUAAUGCACAAUGUACAUACAAGCCUACUGGAUCUGUCGCAAGCGAAGACAGCUUUGGAUACUAUUUCAAUGCCAACCCAGAAUCAACCUGCAGUGAAAACGACGACUCCACGACACAAUGGUGGCUCGGAGAAGAAUUAUUGUGACGCCAUCAUCAUCGUCAUCAUCAUCAUCAUCAUCAUCAUCAUCAUCAUCAUCAUCAUCAUCAUCAUCAUCAACAACCCAGAAUCAACCUACAUACAAAAUGACGACUCCACGACACAGUGUUGACUUGGAGAAAAUGUAUAAUGAAGUCAUCAUCAUCAUCGUCAUCAUCAUCACCAACCCAGAAUCAACCUACAGACAAAAUGACGACACCACGACACAGUGUUGACUUGGAGAAAAUGUAUAAUGAAGUCAUCAUCAUCAUCACCAAGAAUCAAUCUACAGUGAAAGUGGCAACUCCUCGACACAGUGUGUUGACUUGUAGAAAAUGUAUAGUGACAAUAUCAUCAUUAUCAUCGCCAUCAUCAUCAAGAAACAGGAGGUCAGACUGAUAGACGGAAGAAAUCGAGAGAUUGGGAUUGAUAAGCGACAGCUAGUAAAACUGAGACCCGCGAACUCAUGAUGGACCGUUUAGUGUUCAGAAGAUGGAACCCUCAUCAUGGAAGAUGGAACCGCUAUUGCCGCAGGAACUCCUCAACUUAGAGGCUUGAAGCUUCACAGAGUAGCACUAAGAUGCUGCUGCUGAUGAUGAUCCAUCAUAACCAUCAUAUACGUUUCCCUAAUUUGAUUAUUCUGCAUUUAAUUUCGGUAUGCGCAACGAUAGAACGCCAAAGUUACCGUGAUACUGCUUGAGGUAGUUUAUGAGGGCUUGCUCUAUUCGCGUUUGAGGUUUAUUUUGAUUGAGCUACACACGAGACGUUUUAAAAUUCGAAAACAGUUCCGCGUGUUUUUUGUUGUGUUCCUAUAUCCGCGAAAGGAACUGAAUAAAUUAUCACUUAACGGAACGGUUGUUCCGUUUAGAGGUGAAGAAUCGGAACGCUUAUGGCACGCUUCGGAACAAAAGGACUUGUUUGUACAAUGAAGAACAAAAUGUUCCCUUUUCGAAGUCCACAAAGGAACUGUUGGUCCUAAUUGAUGCAAUUAGGAACAACAGUUCCUUUUUUGACGCGUUCCCAAUUGAGGACCACCACUCAAAAAGAACAAAAGUUCCUGUUUGCUACGGUUAAUAGACUUAAAAGGGAACGCCUGUUCCUAAGUGGUUAAAAGUAUAGGAACAGUGGGACCGAUUUGGCCUAAAUGGUGCCGUUUCUUUGCGAAAAGGAACAAAAAAAGGGCCACAAUGGACCGAAGUGGGGUGUUCCCUUUUUCGAAAACAUGAACAAAAGUUCCGCAUCUAUGGUUUUGUUUCUCAAUCUCAAAAGAUAUGAUCUUUCAAAGCGAUGCCUAGACUCGCACAAGCUGUGCAAAAGCAAGGGCAUGCCGAGGCUUGCUUGGGCAUGCCAUUUUGGUUUAUCGUGCCCCCAACCAAUAGACUGCUGCCACUAUUUCGAGGCUGUCGCGUGGCAGUGAUUGAUUGGCUCUUUUCACGUAUUUGAUAGCAUUAAACAUGCGGUACGCCGCAUACGUUUCUCAUUCUCGCAUUAACCGUUGCUGACAAGAGAUGGUAAAGCAGGGUAAUGUGAUAAACUGGUCGCUUCUUCCAAAUGCUGCGAAGAAACCAAAAAGAAUGCACUUAGAAGAAGACGAAAAUGACGGGCUGUUUCACUGCCCUGUACCAGACUGCCAUAACGAUGGGUUUGGAACUCAAAGAGGGUGUAGAAAACACGUCAAGAAAAAGCACCCAUGGUUUUAUUACUUUGAUGAGAAACCCAGCGACUCAGACAUCGAAGCUUCCCGAAGCCAAAUGGAAAAGGAGAAGGGGCAACGACGUUCAAGUAAUGGCGUCCCAUCGUUUGACAUGUCUUGCACGUUUGCUGAGCAAUUUACCGCGUGGCUCAAGGGCAGUGGUGGGGGCUGCAAAAGUGAUCGACAAGCGCAGCAACUGGUUAGCAAAUGCUUGAAGUUUCUGAAAUUUUGCAGCGAGGACGAAGAUCAUCUCACAUUAGAUAUUGUGGACUUUUGCUUGUGUUCGCCUAAUCUACUUUUCAAAUUUGCCGAUUCAAUGCAGAGCGAGUGGCAGUUGGGUCAUGCCGGUCGAAUCGGAUACCUGGACGCCAUUGCAGAACUAGUGACCUACAGGAAAGUAAACGGAGUAUCGGAAGCGGUGCUUAGAGGGCUGUCUACGACGGACACAUACUUGAAAAAGGUGCGUAAGACCGUCUCAAAAAUGAUGCGACUACAGUGGACUAGCGAUUUAGACAUCGAUGUGCUAGAGGCCAAAGGGCACUGGGCAACCAUGGACGAGCUCCUUGGUGUGGUGUCUCGCUACUUGCCCCGCUACGAGGCCGUGCUGAGAACGUGCAAGGACACGCCCGACAGGGCGUCUCCGUUUGAUCUGUCGUUUGCCACUAAAUUUCUCGCCGUUUAUCUGUUUAUCCAAGUCAAGGGCUCGCGGCCAAUGACGUAUCAGUAUCUGACUGUGGACAUGGUGCGCACUGCCAAGACUAACGGAGGUUUUGUCGACCAGAAAAUGUUCAAAACAGCGGGCAAGUACGGCUUCGACUCGCUCCUUCUGACCGACACAAACAUGAGUGUGCUCGAGGGAUACAUAACCUACAUUCGCCCGCUACUCAAACCCAAGUGUGAGUACGUCCUAGUUACGAGAAACGGGGGUCAGCACAACAAGCUCGGUGAGCUGAUGAGCAAACUUGUGUUUGAAGCGACUGGCAAGUAUGUUCACCCCACACGAUACCGACAAAUCGUCGAGACGUCUAGCUGCAAAGUGCUAAAAAGUGCCGAUCGAAGCGCCAUCUCUGAAGAUCAGAAGCACAGCUCGAACGUCGCCAAAGUGCACUAUCGCAAGCAGCGUUCACGCGAAGUCGCCACAAAGGCGCGCGAAUGCCUCGAAAAACUACACGGCGACAGUGGCACCAAGCUGGACAAAGAGGUUCUAACGAGGCUCUCCGACCUUUCAAACUCUUCAGAGGAUCAAGACGACUGCACGAAGUCGUGCUCUUCAACGGACGAAGUUCAAGAAAUCUCCACACCGCCAGCAGCGAGAAUGAAGCCUUCAGCCCGAAAACUACCGGCAAAGCAGAAGCGCGAAGACGCUUUUUUGAUGACAGAACUGUGCCCGGCUCGCAGAAAAUCGCUCCUAUUUACGCCCGAAGAGGACAAGUAUCUUAAAGUUGGUCUCAAAAGAUACGGGUUCGGACAGUGGACUUCGAUCUUAAGAGACCCCGACUUCCAUUUCCAAAAAGGGAGGAGCCCCAACUCGUUGCUCAAUCGAGCAAACAGAAAAUACGGCACCAUGGAUAACCACUUAGUGGACAGGAAAGGCUAGGUGGGACAUGAUGUACUUACAGUCAUUCUAAUUUUGGCGUUUCGACAUGUUUCUUUGUAUUUAGUAAAACUGAAUGUAUCACGCCACAAGAUCGGACUAACAAGCGUCUUACAAAGUGUGCAUUACGAAUACCCUUAAUUGUAUUUGUGUAGGUAAAAUACCUUUAAUCUCUUAAGUAAUCUUGACAAUUGGUAUCAUUACGUAGCGUUGUGCGUAUAUGAAGGCACACGACUUUAUUAAGACUUUAUGGCGACUUUGUUAUACAGAGUAUCAGGAAGAAUAUCGCGUUUACAGAAUAUUAAAAAGAUUAAAUUUGGCUGAGAAAACCGUUCAGUCUUGUUUGCCCUUUGUCUGUCGGUUGCGGUUUACGAAACUUGAGUCGGUUGCGUCGUCCCUUGGGUGUCUGGGUGAGGGAACGGCGCUUGGCCGGUGUAGUAAAUGCCAUAUAUUCUAUCCCUGGUGAUUCCCAUCUGUCUGGUUUUGGGCUCCAUGAUGGGGUCUUUGGUAUCUAAAAAAGCGUGAAAGGCUCGAAUAAUUUGAUCAGCAAAAAGGUAACAAAAACACAUGUUUACCUCUGGCAUAUCGUCACUUGAGCCUUGGCGAGGAGGGGUGUGUGUCUGGGAUGGACAUCCGCUGUCUCGAACCAAAGAAUCUUGGUCUCUGUCUGCCUCAUCGUCGCAGCUUGGUAGCGGAUCCCAUAAGUUUAGCUACAAAUGCGCACAUCGUUGGUCGAGGAGCCCCCAGCUGAUUCACGCCUUCCGUCUUUCCUCAAUCGCCGUCUCGCAAGCCAGAGUUCGAGUGUUGGUAUGCUGACUUUUGAGCUUGUCGCUAACAAGUUGCACAAACGCUUUAGCGCUUUUCAACGCCUCGUUCUCCGAGAUUGAUUGCAAUCUCGACGAACAUCGGUGCAGCUCAGUCUCAGUCGCUCGCACCCAAUGGCUCUCGAAUGCCGCUCUUGCCAUGACUUUCCUUUUCUCAGCCUCAGACUUCUGGUGAUCCUCUCUAAUCCGGCCUAGUUCCACGAUUAUUUCCUCGGGCAUUGCAUCUUCGGGGUCUUCCGGUAAUAAUUCCAGCAAGUUGUGUGGAACUCCCAGAUCCACCAGCCUUUACUUCGGCUUUUCAGCAUUUUAGAUUUACGGGCCUUGUUUAGUUGCUGGUGCAAACUCCUCUCUCCUUUCAUCUUCUCUAGUAAAAUGUUGAGCUGUCGCUUUCGCAUGCUGAAAGGCCGGCAGUUGCGAUACUCAGCUUGUUGAACGUCUCUGCGUCACUGCCAGAAUAGUUAUCCUCGUCUCCAUCUAAAAAGGUAAUCUGGCAUGCAACCCAGUAGGAAAUCGCAGGAUAUAUUUGCUUCCCCGGCGUAGAAACUUGAGAUGCAACGACCGUCUCCUCGUCAUCUCGUCCUGACUCUUCGUUUGCUGCCUG
Molecule: messenger RNA, 6040 nt
Organism: Nematostella vectensis (starlet sea anemone)
Lineage: Eukaryota; Metazoa; Cnidaria; Anthozoa; Actiniaria; Edwardsiidae
Exons: 3
Coding region: 2837-4618 (593 amino acids)
Source: RefSeq, a predicted model, not a curated record